CAGCUCCUACCGCUAUAAACAGGUCUGAGCAGGACUGGAGCUGCAGGCGGGGCGCAGCUUGGCCAUGGAGCACCUCCACUGCCGCCUCCUGCUCGGCCUGGUCCUGCUCGGCCUCAGCCCUGUGGCCACCAGGAAGUGCGAGCUGCAGGGCCUGUGGAGGAACGAGCUGGGCUCCAACAUGACCAUCUCAGCCCUGGAUGCAGCUGGGACCUUCUCUGGCUCCUACCAGACAGUGGUGACAACCACCAAUAAGCAGAUUCUGGUGUCACCACUGCAAGGGGCCCAGCAGCCCCCCAGCAACAAGGGGCAGCAGCCCACCUUUGGCUUCACUGUGCAAUGGCAGUUUGCAGAUUCCACCACCGUCUUUGUGGGACAGUGCUUCGUGGACCGCCGCGGGAAGGAGAUGCUGGACGUGGUAUGGCUGCUGCGGGAAGAGGUUCCUUCCCGCAAGGACACCUGGAAGGCCGUCAGGGUUGGCACCAACAUCUUCACCCGUGUCAAGUGAAGGGGAGCACUGCCUGCGCCUCAUGAUCCUGUCUGCAGCACCUGGGCUCUCUGCUGCCUCCUCACCAUGUCCUGCUGCCCACCUGUUGCAUCCCAGUACUUCUGCACCAGGAGCCAAAUAAACCCUCCUGCACUCAGCA
Messenger RNA from Numida meleagris (helmeted guineafowl), 644 nucleotides. Its product is annotated as avidin-like. Lineage: Eukaryota; Metazoa; Chordata; Aves; Galliformes; Numididae. Gene Ontology annotation, molecular function: biotin binding. Bases 65 to 505 code for a protein of 146 amino acids. The record is from RefSeq and is a predicted model, not a curated record. The transcript is spliced from 4 exons.